AUGGAAGCGAAUCAUCCAAGUCGGCAAAAACUUCCCCUGGGUGCAGGUUUCCAGAUAGAUUGCAUCAGCGACAAAUGCAAAAAGGUGGAUCCCACGGUCUAUCAAUCUGUGGUGGGAGAGCUUUUGUGGCUAGCUUUGACAACAAGACCGGACAUACUGCAUACUGCAUACACUAAACGGAACCAAAAUCCGCAUGCUGAGCACAUGGCUGGCAUAAAGCACAUCCUAAGGUAUCUCUCGUCCACGGUUGACAUGAAAUUACAUUAUCAGCAAUGUGGUCAAUCGUUCUGUGGGCUUGACAGGAAGUCUACCACUGGCUACAUCUACUUGUGUGCCGGUGGUCCAAUUUCUUGGCGCAUAGAAAAGCAGCGAAGCGUGGCGUUAAGUAGUACCGAGGUGGAGUACAUGGCACUUUCGGCGGCUUUUAAGGAGGCUAUAAUUUUGGAAAUUGGCUGCAGAGACGACAACACCCCGAUCGUCGUGUAUGGCGAUAAUCUGAGCGUGCAAGCGUUAACCAAUAAUCCUUUUAACCAUUCCAGAACGAAGCAUAUUGAUAUACGUUAUCAUUUUGUUAGAGAUGUCGUAAAGGAAUGA
Messenger RNA from Drosophila yakuba, 594 nucleotides. RefSeq names its product secreted RxLR effector protein 161-like. The transcript has a single exon. The coding region runs from base 1 to 594 and encodes 197 amino acids. Lineage: Eukaryota; Metazoa; Arthropoda; Insecta; Diptera; Drosophilidae. The record is from RefSeq and is a predicted model, not a curated record.